Molecule: messenger RNA, 1254 nt
Organism: Otolemur garnettii (small-eared galago)
Lineage: Eukaryota; Metazoa; Chordata; Mammalia; Primates; Galagidae
Gene: RNF138
Product: ring finger protein 138
Exons: 8
Coding region: 402-1139 (245 amino acids)
Source: RefSeq, a predicted model, not a curated record
UGGCGGGAUCCUGGUGCACCAUGAACCUUGGGUCCGGCCCGGUUCCGGGCCGAUAAGCACUGUGCACGCCGCCCUGUAUUUGUUCCUGGGCCUCGGCUGAGAAGGCAGCAGCGCCGGGGCAAGAAACUCUAGGACGGCGCAGGGCCACCUCUUUCUCAGCACACGACAGAAAGCACCCCAUCCAGAGCGUCGCUCCUGGGCUCCCAAGUGAGGGUCUACGCCAGCCGAGGACUGGAAGAGCUGAGGCGCUCUGAAGAGGGGCGAGAGAAAUUGGGAAGAGCAGCGGGAAGGGAGCCGCCUGCGCGGGCUGGGCGGUCGGGCAGCGGGGAGUCGAGACCCGGGCCGCCACCGUCACCUCGGCCGCUGCGGCCGCCAUCGCCUAUUUCCCCCGCCCCCGCACCAUGGCCGAGGAGCUCUCUGCGGCCACUUCCUACACCGAAGAUGAUUUCUACUGCCCAGUCUGUCAGGAGGUGCUCAAGACGCCGGUGCGGACCGCGGCCUGUCAGCACGUUUUCUGUAGAAAAUGUUUCCUGACUGCAAUGAGAGAAAGCGGAGUACAUUGUCCCCUGUGUCGUGGAAAUGUGACUAGAAGAGAGAGAGCGUGUCCUGAACGGGCCUUAGACCUUGAAAAUAUCAUGAAGAGUUUUUCUGGUAGCUGUAGAUGCUGUGCAAAACAGAUUAAAUUUUAUCGCAUGAGACAUCAUUACAAAUCUUGUAAGAAGUAUCAGGAUGAAUAUGGUGUUUCUUCUAUCAUUCCAAACUUUCAGCUCUCUCAAGAUUCAGUAGGGAACAGUACUAGAAGUGAAACAUCCACAUCUGAUAACACAGAAACUUAUCAAGAGAAUACAAGUUCUUCUGGGCAUCCCACCUUUAAGUGUCCCUUGUGUCAAGAAUCAAAUUUUACCAGACAGCGUUUACUGGAUCACUGUAACAGUAAUCACCUAUUUCAGAUAGUCCCUGUGACAUGUCCUAUUUGUGUGUCUCUUCCUUGGGGAGAUCCUAGCCAGAUAACUAGAAAUUUUGUUAGUCAUCUGAAUCAAAGACAUCAGUUUGAUUAUGGAGAAUUUGUGAAUCUUCAGCUAGAUGAGGAAACACAAUAUCAAACUGCUGUUGAAGAAUCUUUUCAAGUAAACAUCUGAAGGCUGUAUGCGUCUUUGCAUCUUUGUUACCUGCAAGUGCCAUCUUUAAGGGGAAAAUGACAUGAAGUCACUGUUUCAGUAACUUGAUGUGUAUAUUAAUAAAAGUAAUUCAGUC